This is a messenger RNA of Periconia digitata, 3752 nucleotides long. The record is from the annotation of a GenBank genome assembly. Lineage: Eukaryota; Fungi; Ascomycota; Dothideomycetes; Pleosporales; Periconiaceae.
UGACAGCACGCCUCCACGCCUUUCUUUCUUGCUCUAGAUAAGAUUGGAAAAGAGGGGUUUUUUCAUGCGCACAGAAGUAUACUGAGGUUGCAAAACUGAAGACACGAAAUGAAUAAGGCGUUGUGUAUGCGUCAAACAAACUGCGGGGGUACUUCGCGGUGGGCAGUGUGCAAGGUGAAGGACUACGAGAGGGGCAGCAAAGGAUAGAUGGGUGAUGGAUGGGAUCUAGUUUAAUUAUCGUUAAUCUAAAAAGAUGCCUGUCGUCCGUCCCGCUUCUGAUCCAAGUUUCAUCGAUCAAAACAUGCGCCUAAGCGAUGGAAUCGGAUGAGCAGGAAAAAAACAAAAAGUGGAUGUGUGGGUGAGUGGGUGAGUGGGUGGGUGAGUGGCCCCAUGUGUUCAUCAUCAAGUCACAAAUUAAACAGGCGGUCCUAGCCACUUCAAAUUCUCCGAAGCUGAACCCACCUUCCCUCCUUGAUUCUCAACUCCGUGGUAUCACAUAUAGUAUCGCCUGCGGUACGACUUGUCCGCGACAUACAGUCCUGAUACACGGCAAUUGGAUUGUGCGACACGCCACGCUGAUCACGCUUCCUUCCCUUCCUUCCGUCAGAGUGUCGAUCUAUCGAAAAAUGUCUUGUCAGGGACGGGAACAGACGGGAAACAAAUCGAAGUGGCUGCUACAGAUGCGGUACAAGGGUACCGUUUUGGGCCCGCUACAUUCAGCCAAAUGCUUCCUUUGAGUAGGGAUAAAUUACCAAUGGAUUCUGUUCAUCAAACAAAAAGCAAAAGUAUAGUGCCGCGCAAAUAAUCCAAGGUAACCAUCACUUAACAAGUCUAGUACGGUAGUCGGUUACAUGGGCGCAGCAUGCUACUGAGCUUGCUUUUCGACCCACUCCCAUCACCAUUCUGUUUUGACAACGGCCGGAUUCUGUGGCGUACCGUGGUAACCGUCUUGCGCUCCAGAACCGGCGCUUCUUGGAGUGAUUGAGCCCCAGCGUCCGUCUGCGGGUCUAAUCAACGUUUAAAUGAUCACGCUUUGCUGUCCAACCGUGAAGAACGGUACGGCUGUUUGCUCACAUCUCAUUGAGUUGCAUAUGUGAUUCCACUAUUUUGCUUUUUCUUGACACUGCCGAACCGUCCGAUAAGGUUUUCAGGCUCGUUGGCUUGCACGUUCGUCACAUUCGUUCCACGGGGUAACGCAGCAGCAAGCAAGAGACAGGGUUCAGCACUGUUGCUGCAGCUUACAGUACAUACAGCUGCAGCUGAUUUGACCCAUCUGUAAGGGUCAACUCGUUUGCAUGUUGCUCGCGCGAUUUCGGGUCCCUCUCUCUUUUUGCCUUUUUAGAACUUGAAAUCUUAUCUACGGUAAACUUCCCCAGUUGCGCCCCUCUUUUGUCUUCCCAUCUUCUGUUACUUUUCCCUUUGGAUUUUUUUUUAGCUUUGACCAUAGGUUAGCGCUUGACCCUCCGUAAAGCUUCUUUGCCGAAGCGCAUCAACACCGUCGUCUGUCUUGUCGAGACGGGCAAGUUUCUCUGAAACCUCGACUUCAUGUCAAAAGUGUCUUCGGCUUUCAAGGUCACCAGACACUCAAAAUGAUUAUACUAACACAACCACCAGUCAUGGUGUAUGAGGACGAGCAUCCGCCCCCAUACCGCGUCUCCACCUUCAAUCGCAGCGAUUCCGUUCCUCGGAAAUGUGCUGUUCCAGUGCGAAAACCAUCCUUGCUGAGAACUCCAUCUCACUUGAGGACUUCUGAAGAGACACGGGCUUCGCGCCUCGCAUCUGCGCCUUGGGAGCUUACUCGUCGCAAGACUCGCUUGCAGUUACGACGUACGCAGUCGAGUCUGGAUCUCCCCAUGAACAUCUUCCGGAAGUUGCCUAGGGAGGUUUAUGAGUGCAUCUUGCUGCAGCUUGAGAACAUGCAUCUUGGGCGUGAUGGGCAAGGGUGUUCUCAGUGCUAUGUCAGGGAUCUUUACCAUCUCUGCUUGACGAGUCGAUCCUGGGAUAGGGUUGCGAAUCCUCGAAUGUACCGAGAUCUCUGGGUGCUAGGAUCCGACGAUAGUGCUUCACACAUGCAAGUCAAAAUCAUAGGGACCAGCAGGCUCAAGCUUCUAAGGCGAACGCUUCGUGAGCGUCCAACUCUAGCUCAGCUGGUACGAAAUCUGCAUAUGCCUGAUUUCCAGGAUCUCUAUCAUAAUGCCGCUAUCGAAAGAGAAGAGAUAGUCAAUUUAGUUGCCUCUUUGGUCAUGGCUUGUCCGAGGCUUGAACGCUUGAUUGGCUUCCAUAUCCCAUAUACACACUCCUGCGAUCGACUUUCCUACGCGCUCUCCACGCGUCCGAGUUUGAAAGAGCGAGUCUGGUUGCUUUCCGAAGAUGAUGGGGGAAUAGCUGAAGAUCAAUAUGAAGAUGACUCGACGGAAGACUACUACCAUGCAGCGACGGAUCCUACCGAGCGCUUUCUCGGAUUGAACUACAAUCACCCAGACUUGACGAGCUUGGUCUUACACCAGGAUUCAAUUCAUACAUCGCGCGAGCUCAACUUCCGCGCCAUCAUAGGCACACUGCGCCAAUUCCCUAAACUCCGCAAUCUUUCACUAUCUGGACUCUCCAAGACCGCCUUUUCAAACUUUACGCUGAACGCUCUCCCCACCGAUCUGGUCUCCCUCCGCCUCGAAAAUCUCCCAGGGAUUAACGACACGGGGCUCGAACGUUUCUCCACUUCACGAACCGUAAAAACCCUCCAAUCAAUCACCCUCAUCAACCUCGAAAUCUCCCGCUUAGAUAUCAUCUGCAACUUCCUCCACCCACGCCUCUCGAAACUCCACCGCUUUUCCCUCAUCCAAUACAGAACCCCACUGGUCACAUCAAACCGCGGGAUCUGGCUUCGUCCACACUUCCACUCCCCUACGCUUAAAUACCUCCACUGGGAAAUCCGUUCACAAGCCGGACCACCACCAUCCCUCACAACGCCAAACACCACCACCACCACCCUUGCAGAAGAAGAGGACCCUACAUCCCACUUAACCAACCUACUCCUAGCCACGAGCAUCAGAAAAGGCAUCUCCUUCCCUUCCCUCCAACGCAUCCGCAUCCCACACGACCCCUCGGGCCUCCUCCAAGCCCAAUGCAAACCCCUGACCUCCGCUCUCCUACCAUCAGACACACACCUCUUCACCACCACCUCUCCAUCCCCAUCCCCGCACUCCUCCCUCCAAUCCGCCUCGAAACCCAACAAUCAUAAACGCCUCCCCUCAAGAACAGACUCCCCAACCUCCCCCCUAUCCUCGAACCCUACCACACCGCUAAGAUCCUUCCCCCACCUAACGCGCCUCACGCCCUCCCGCUCCCGCCUCGCAGCCCAGUCCCGCAUCCUCGCCGCAAACACUCCCCGACAAAAACACCGCGCCGUCGAGUCCGCCGCUCCACCUCGCUCCACAAAACCACCUUCUUUCAUGGGACUCGGCGAGCCGAGAAGUAGGGUUGUGUAUGAUGUUCGUUCUGAUCGGGAGGCGCUGGGGUUGUUUGUCGGCGACGAGGAUGAUCAAGGGUAUGAGGGAGAGGGCGAUGCGUACGGGUUGCGCAAUGAAUGGGUUGUUGGGGUUGAGGAUUUAGUGGGGCGGUGGGAAGGCGGUGGUGAGGGGUAUGGGGGUAAUAGUGUGCGGAGGGGUUGUUGGGUCGUUGGACAUCAUCGUGGUGGGGAUGGCGGUGUUGGGGUGGGGAGAGUGAAUUGUGUAGGGGUUGAGGAUUUGUUUUGA